AAUCAAGCAACGCUUGGUCUCCCAGGCAACCGGAGAAGCUUCUUUGAGAGUCUCCACAAGCUCAGGAGUCAGCAUGGAGGACGGCAGGCAAUCUCCAAGCCUUCACCUGGAUCUCAGCAACUUCGAGGAUGGGGUGAGCAGCCGCUACGUCCUGACCAGCCCGCGUUCUCUGGAGGCCUGUGCCAGGCUAGGGACGAGACCUAUUGAGCUGCUGUACAAGUCCUUGGAGGAGGUGAGAGAGGACAACCCAGAGGUUAGUAGCCAGCGACUGAAUGACCUGUACGUGGCUCAGGAGAUGGAGCGCCGCCGCAAGCUGGAUAUGUGCAGACAGCUAAGGAUGGAGCUUCUACAAGAGGACUGCCAAACAGACAGAGCCCCUUCCCACACCUCUGGAGGGCACAAAGACUGUCUUUCCCCCACCAACCUAGAUCAAAGGGACCCUCCACCUCUUUGCACUGACCGACAGGACCCUCUGGAUAUCUUUACCAGGGGCCACAGAGACUGUUCCCCACUCCUCCUCCCUGAUCAACAAAACCCUCCACAUCUUUCUACAGAUCACCGGGUCCCUCAAAGCACUUCAACCAGGGGCCACAGAGACUGUUCCCCACUCUUUCCUGAUCAACAAAACCCUCCACCUCUUUCUGCAGAUCUCCGAGUCCCCCAAGGCACCUCAACCAGGGGCCACAGAGACUGUUCCCCAUUCUUCCCUGAUCAACAAAACCCUCCACCUCUUUCUACAGAACGCCGGGUCCCCCAAGGCACCUCAACCAGGGGCCACAGAGACUGUUCCCCACUCUUCCCUGAUCAACAAAACCCUCCACCUCUUUCUACAGAACGCCGGGUCCCCCAAGGCACCUCAACCAGGGGCCACAGAGACUGUUCCCCACUCCUCCUCCCUGAUCAACAAAACCCUCCACCUCUUUCUACAGAACGCCGGGUCCCCCAAGGCACCUCAACCAGGGGCCACAGAGACUGUUCCCCACUCUUCUUCCCUGAUCAACAAAACCCUCCACCUCUUUCUACAGAACGCCGGGUCCCCCAAGGCACCUCAACCAGGGGCCACAGAAGCGGCUUAGGGACACUGCAAAAAAGUCUGAGCCAGGGAGACCUUAAUCAGAUGGAGGAGAAGGCACGCCGGAUGGGCAGGACGGUGGAGAGGGAGCUUAGGGCCUCACUACCCGAUCGAGAUAAGAAAAUCGGUGCUUUGAUGUUGUUGAAACACCAGGAAGAGGAGAUGCUUAAACAGAGAAGGAUUCAAGCCCAGCAGGCCUGGGACAACCUGAAGAUCGAGGAGAGGUAUAUCCGAGCCGCCCUGGACAGACAAAAUUUGCCGAUUCAGCUACAGAACCAUAGGAGGCGAAGCUGGAGCUCCCAACUUGACUGGCAGGUGGACCCCGUCCAUAUGUCCUCCCACAGAACACAAUUGCAGGAGCAAAAGACUUUCCUUAAAUAUGGCUUGACCAAGGCCGUGGUGGAUUUAAGGAGCAAGAACAUCGGCCAUGAAAACACCAGUGGUCAUCCACUGGAGGAAAGGAUGAUCAAGGCCUUCAAAGUAAAAAUGGUCAAAGAUUUACAGGAGAAGAAGAACAUCCAAAUAAAAAAUGAGUAUGAGAAGCUUCGGCAUUCCAAACUGAAAGAGAAAGUAGACAACCAGGCCAAAGCUGAGGAGCAUGUCAAGAGAGUUUCCAUCCAACAGAAAGAGCAAAAAUCACAAGAGCUGAAAGAAAAAUUAGUGGAGGAAAGGUACAAGGACUUGUAUGAGAAGGCAUCCAGGGAGGAUGAGCUGAAGCUCAUGGCAAAGCUCCGGGCUAUGCGUCUGGAAAAAGAGCAGAUGGAGCACAAAAAAAUGCUCACUCGGUUGACUGACCACAAGAUCCAGCAGGCCAAAGACAAUCUAGACAGAAGCAUGCUGGGCAAGGCCAAGAGGGCACAAGAACUCAACUUCAUCAAGGAGAGUGCCCACCAAGCUUUGAAGAAAAAAGUUGACAGAGAAAAGGAGAACCAGCGCAUGGAAAUAGUCCACACCAUCAAAAUAAAGGACCGGAAGAGUGAAAGGAUCCAGAAGGAAAAAGAAGCUAUAAAUGAAGAAGGGCGGCGGAUCGCUAGAGCUUCUUUCCAUUUUCGUGAUAAGAUCCGUGAGCAGACCAAAAGCAGGACUUUUGACCAAAUGGCCCUGCAGGCGACACUUAAUGCCAGUCUUUUAAAAACCAUCCCAUGAAUAGAAAAGGAUUCUCUAAGUGCCAAUGAGCAACUGCAGCGUGCCUGUUUGAGAUCAAUUUGAACCAAUUCUGCACUACAGGUAUGCUGCUUUCCCUGCCCAGCCUCAUAGAACCGAAAUGGGCAUUUCCAACAUCUUAAACCAUCAAAUGCCACUUCAGGUAUUCGCAGACUGGAACCACCAAAUUAUACACCAUAGCCCUGCUGGUUUCUUCAGUUCAGGGUAACCACAACUAAAACACAAAGGAGGAAGGCUCACCAGCUUAGUGCAUUACUGUAUAACUUGUUUAACCACUUGCUUAC
This is a messenger RNA of Rana temporaria (common frog), 2520 nucleotides long. It is a transcript of the gene CCDC185, whose product is annotated as coiled-coil domain containing 185. The record is from RefSeq and is a predicted model, not a curated record. Bases 74 to 2218 code for a protein of 714 amino acids. Lineage: Eukaryota; Metazoa; Chordata; Amphibia; Anura; Ranidae. The transcript has a single exon.